This is a messenger RNA of Hippopotamus amphibius kiboko, 1461 nucleotides long. It is a transcript of the gene PRIM1, whose product is annotated as DNA primase subunit 1. The transcript is spliced from 13 exons. Gene Ontology annotation, cellular component: alpha DNA polymerase:primase complex. The record is from RefSeq and is a predicted model, not a curated record. Lineage: Eukaryota; Metazoa; Chordata; Mammalia; Artiodactyla; Hippopotamidae. Gene Ontology annotation, biological process: DNA replication, synthesis of primer. Bases 94 to 1353 code for a protein of 419 amino acids.
GGCUGCGACGCACCUGCGCAGUGGCGGGGGCUCCGGCUGUGCGGUUCCCGCCAAUUCUUACAGCAGCCCUCCCGGGGUUGAGUUGUGCUCUCCAUGGAGGCGUUUGAUCCCGCCGAGCUGCCCGAGCUGCUUAAGCUUUAUUAUCGGAGGCUCUUUCCCUACGCCCAGUACUAUCGCUGGCUCAACUAUGGAGGAGUGGUAAAGAAUUACUUUCAACACCGUGAAUUUUCAUUCACAUUGAAAGAUGAUAUUUACAUUCGCUACCAAUCCUUCAACAACCAGAGUGAUCUGGAAAAGGAGAUGCAGAAAAUGAAUCCAUACAAGAUUGAUAUAGGCGCGGUAUAUUCCCACAGACCCAAUCAACACAAUACAGUGAAGCUAGGAGCUUUUCAGGCUCAGGAAAAAGAACUGGUGUUUGACAUUGACAUGACAGACUAUGAUGAUGUGAGGAGAUGUUGUAGUUCUGCAGACAUAUGUUCUAAGUGCUGGAUCCUCAUGACAAUGGCCGUACACAUCAUCGACCGAGCGCUGAAGGAGGAUUUUGGAUUUAAACAUCGUCUCUGGGUGUAUUCUGGAAGGAGAGGUGUUCAUUGCUGGGUCUGUGAUGAAUCAGUUAGAAAACUGUCCUCUGCAGUACGUUCUGGGAUAGUUGAGUAUUUGAGUCUUGUAAAGGGUGGUCAAGAUGUUAAAAAGAAAGUUCACCUAAGUGAAAAAAUUCACCCUUUUAUCAGAAAAUCUAUAAACAUAAUAAAAAAAUACUUUGAAGAAUAUGCCUUGGUUGGUCAAGAUAUUCUUGAGAAUAAAGAAAGCUGGGAUAAGAUUUUAGCUCUUGUUCCUGAAACAAUGCAUGAUGAACUUCAACAAAACUUCCAGAAGGAUCAUAAUUCACUUCAGCGUUGGGAGCAUUUGAAGAAAGCAGCCAGCAAAUAUCAGAAUAACAGCAAAAAUGACAAAUGUGGACCCUGGCUUGAGUGGGAGAUCAUGCUCCAGUACUGUUUUCCACGACUGGAUAUCAAUGUUAGCAAAGGAAUCAAUCAUUUACUGAAGAGCCCUUUUAGUGUUCAUCCUAAAACAGGUCGCAUUUCUGUGCCUAUUGAUUUACAGAAAGUGGAUCAGUUCGAUCCAUUUACUGUUCCAACCAUAAGUUCCAUUUGCCAUGAACUGGAUGUUAUUUCCACUAAAGAAGAAGAAAAAGAGAACAGAGCUGAAUCUGAUAUCAAACAUAGAACCAGAGAUUAUAAGAAGACCAGUCUAGCUCCUUUUAUAAAAGUUUUUGAGCACUUUCUUGAAAACCUGGAUAAAUCCCGAAAAGGAGAACUUCUCAAGAAGAGUGAUUUACAAAAAGACUUCUGAAGAUAACAACUCCCUUUAUACCAAAGUGGAUAUCUUCUGCCUUCAGCCAAGAAUCAAAUACUUCAAGAGCCAUUUAAUAAAUAAAGCAGAACUAUGUAUGUGUCUUAA